Sorex fumeus (smoky shrew) is the source of this 975-nucleotide messenger RNA. RefSeq names its product hydroxysteroid 17-beta dehydrogenase 8 (gene HSD17B8). The record is from RefSeq and is a predicted model, not a curated record. Gene Ontology annotation, molecular function: estradiol 17-beta-dehydrogenase [NAD(P)+] activity. Bases 39 to 800 code for a protein of 253 amino acids. The transcript is spliced from 9 exons. Gene Ontology annotation, biological process: estrogen biosynthetic process. NCBI's taxonomy places the organism in Eukaryota, Metazoa, Chordata, Mammalia, Eulipotyphla, Soricidae.
GGCUCGGUGCUGGGCGGCCCGCCCAGCGGCGGCCCGCCAUGGCGUCCCAGCUCCGGCUCCGCUCCGCGCUUGCCCUGGUCACAGGUGCGGGCAGCGGCAUCGGCCGAGCGGUCAGCGUGCGCCUGGCCGAAGAAGGGGCCGCCGUGGCCGCCUGCGACCUGGACGGGGCAGCGGCACAGGAGACUGUGCGGCUGCUGGGUGGGCCGCCCCGCAGGCCCCACGCCGCUUUCCAGGCCGACGUGUCGGAGGCGGGGGCCGCCCGGCGCCUGCUGGAGCAAGUGCAGGCCUGCUAUUCUCGCCCGCCAUCUGUUGUCGUGUCCUGUGCGGGCAUCACCAGGGAUGAAUUCCUGCUCCACCUGUCUGAAGAUGACUGGGACAGAGUCAUAGCUGUCAACCUCAAGGGCAUCUUCCUAGUCACUCAGGCUGCAGCCCAGGCCCUGGUGUCCAGUGGUUGUCACGGCUCCAUCAUCAACAUCAGUAGCAUUGUAGGGAAGGUGGGGAACGUGGGACAGACAAACUACGCGGCAUCCAAGGCUGGAGUGAUCGGGCUCACACAGACUGCAGCCCGGGAGCUUGGACGACACGGGAUCCGCUGUAACUCAGUCCUCCCAGGGUUCAUUACAACACCAAUGACACAGAAAGUGCCACAGAAAGUGCUAGACAAGGUGACUGGAAUGAUCCCUAUGGGACAUAUGGGGGACCCUAAGGAUGUGGCAGAUGUAGUCGCCUUCUUGGCAUCUGAAGACAGUGGAUACAUCACAGGGGCUUCAGUGGAAGUCACCGGCGGUCUUUUCAUGUAGCGCCUCAAGGACCCUGGACUCUGCUGCUCCCCCGCACCCCACCCGGUCUCCCACUGACGAGGACUCGGAGUUCCCAGGCCACAAAAGGGGUGGCCAGCGUAUGACUCAGGAAUGCUGAAUCUGGGAGGCAGGGGUGCCUGUGACCCUAAUAAAUUCCAAAUCCUCUUCCCUGCCA